Molecule: messenger RNA, 1305 nt
Organism: Cornus florida
Lineage: Eukaryota; Viridiplantae; Streptophyta; Magnoliopsida; Cornales; Cornaceae
Exons: 2
Coding region: 227-919 (230 amino acids)
Source: RefSeq, a predicted model, not a curated record
GCUAAAACCGUUUGGAAGAAAAGGAGCAGUGAAGAGAAGGCUAGAAAUGAAGAAAGCCGUUGAUGAAGACAAGGAAGAGGAAAGUACCAAAAUCAAAGGAAAUGAAGGUACUGAAAAUGUUGGAACUUCACAACCAGCAACUUAAGAAAAAAAAUCAAAGACUGAAACAGAUGCUGAAGAAAGGAAUCCAACUGAUGCUGACCCCAAAAUCUUAGCACCUACUCCAAUGGACACAACGCCAGGGAAGGUGUCGGCAAAUGUUCCCACAGCUGGCUUAAUGAGUCCUGCUUCUGUUUCAAAGGAAGUUGACGCAACUAAGCAACCUCUGCCAUUGUCUCCUUCUGUUGAUCCUGAUGAAUUCAUUUCCAACUUGGUCUCAGCUGUUGAAUCUGACAGCCCUUUAGCUUCUGCUUCUACAGAAUCUCAAUCAGUCCCUAUUUCUCAAGCUUCAAUUGAUGAAGCAAAGAAAUAUUUCAAAGUGGUUCUUUCAGGAAUGUUUGUGGAUGUGGCCGAACAACCAUACCGAUUUAAUGAGGCCUUGUCCAUUCUAAAGGAUUCUGGAGACUUGAGCACUGGAGAAUUGAAUGAACUCAAAAUUUUCCAAGCUCAAUUCCAAGGCAUUCUCAGCACCUUUCGAACUUCUUCUUACAUGCUCAAAGAGGCCGUAAAGAAUUUGGAAAGCAAUAAACAGUCUAAGGCAACCCUUGAAGAACAGGUUAUAAUUGAUUACUCCAACUAUAUGGCCUCAAAAGCUUCUCUCCAGGAAUUGACUGAAAAGGAGAAAACACUUCAGGUAUAUAUAGACCGCUUAAGUGCCGAAUUAUUUUCAAUCAAGGAAGCAAGGGGCGCUGCUGAGAAUGAAAAUUCAUUCCUUCGAGAUCGUCUAAUCAUCUUGGCGAAUCCAGGAAUCAGUUGUUGACAAAUCUUGGGACUUUGGAGAAUCGAAAGAAAGCUGCUUAUGAAUCUCUCUCUUUGGUGCAAUUUCAAUGGGAAAGGUUUAAGAAAUCUUUUAAUCUUUGAACAAUUUAUUUGCGGUCGCAUUGGGCCAAGAAGUCGAGUGAACAAUCAUUUCAUCCUUACCUCUCUCAAACCGAGUAUUAGCACAAAUUAUUACAUAAUUAUGGGAUCAUUGAUUUCGUGUCAAUUACUGUUAACAAGUAUGAAAAUUUUAUGUUAGUUUUAUUUUACUUUUUGGCUGGUCGAAUGUAACAAAAUUUUCUUUUCCUUUCCUUUCCUUUCCUCUGAUUUGAUGUCCUGUUUGAGCUUUGAAAAUGGCAGCUUCCUGUGUUAACAAUUUUGAUUUUU